Messenger RNA from Yarrowia lipolytica CLIB122, 411 nucleotides. RefSeq lists its product as uncharacterized. NCBI's taxonomy places the organism in Eukaryota, Fungi, Ascomycota, Dipodascomycetes, Dipodascales. The record is from RefSeq and is a predicted model, not a curated record.
AUGCAAACGAUUGAAACAUAUAAUUUCGACAGUGAUCCCGAGUUCAACAACGGCCUGAACGUCCUGCUGGCCAAUGCCGGCACCACCCUCGAAGAGGAAAACAAAAAGGAGCAGGAGAGCGGACACAAGUCGGAGCUCAUCAUCAAGGCCAAGGAAUUCUAUCUCAACAGAAUCAACAGCAGACAGCAGCAGCAAGGAACCACUCAGACAGAAGCAGCAGCAUCUGGAGAGCCCACAAUUACAUACAGCGACCCGCCGCUGACAAAGCAGCUGUCUUACGAGGAGCUGGUAGACCUCAUCUCAUCAGGAAAGGAAGUUCCGGGUAUCCGGCAAAUCCCCGACACGGUGCUGGGCCAUGAUGCAUCUUCUGCUGCCACCACAGACCGACCCAAGAAGCCCUGGGAGAAGUAA